AUGCCGUCACAGGGAGGAUCAGAUUCGGUGCAGGAGUGGCUUCGUUUGCGAGCAUUGGCAAGAUACUUCGCUCCAUACAACAUCACUGCCGACGAUGUCAAUGCCGACCACGGCGAACCGGCCCCGCCGUCACUGGCCAAAAGCCCGCUCCUGACAGCCGUCACGCAGAAUGGCGCUCUACGUAUGAACUGCGACCGCGCCUUUGUCUCGCUCAUCGACUCGUCGACGCAAUACAUCCUCGCCGAAGCCACUAGGUCCAUCUCUAUCCGCGACUCGACCAGUUUUGCCCACCCUCAAGAUGCUCUGUUUCUUGGUGUGCAGAACCUGAAUAAAGAAUAUGGCAUCUGUCCGCAGUCAGUCGCCAUCUUCACUGAUCGCACCGGUCGACGGGCCGUCAAUACCCAUGAUGUUGUCGCCAAUACCACACGCUAUGUCAUUCGCGACUUGAGAGAGAUGGACCAGUAUAGACACUGCCCCUACGUUGUUGGCUUCCCUCACAUGGUCUCUUAUGCUGAGGUGCCUGUCAAGAGCGCUUCGGGCCAUAUCCUCGGAACAUACUGUGUCAUGGACAACAAGAUUCGCGAUGACUUCUUCGACGACAGCACCAUUGAAAUACUGAACGACAUUGCAGCCUGCAUCACUGAACAAUUGGAGCUUCAUGCCAUCAAGCAAGAGUCGGGACGAGGAGUACAAAUGAUGAGGGGCUUGUCCGACUUCAUCGAAAGCAGACGCUCAGGAACGGAAAGCACAAAUGUCUCACGAAAGGGCUCGUUGAGUAAUGCCGUAGACUACUUUGACAGCCAGCAGCAAAAGCUGGAAUCACGAACAUCAUCGUCCGCUUCGCCAGACUCCCAGAAACAGACUUCUGAUGAUUCUGCAAAACAGACCCCCACUCCGCCAACGCCUCGAGAAGACCUCUUCUCCGUCAAAAGUCCUGGAGUCUGCGAACCUGCCUUGGACAUGUCGAACAAACCAUUUGCUGGCUGUCAAACCAUGAAGGAUAUCUAUUCGGGAGCCGCUCAUCUUAUCCGGGACGCCAUUGACAUUGAAGGACUGGUCUUCCUGCAUGGAUCUACUGAUGACGCAAUGACGAGUCUCGAUCAAUCUUUGACCAAGCCGACAAUAACAAUCAACGCUUCUGACACUAACGCAACAUCAUCACUCUGUGAAGUCCUCGGAAGCUCAGUCGUACCCGGCGGCUGCAACCUUGGCACUCUACACCAGCCCUUGGUCAUACAUGACACCGCGCUUCGCUAUCUCAUCAAGAACUUUCCCCGAGGCUGCGUCUUUGUUUCCGACACUCAAGGCAAUCCUGUCUUUGACAAAGACGGCGCUUUCAUUGCUCAGACCUAUACCCAACAGAAUUCAUCUGCGGCCGUCGAGGUAUCUAGUGAGCUGCAGGCAUUGAUCCGCAAAGCCCGAUCAUUGAUCUUUCUUCCUCUUUGGGACUCGACGCAGGAGAAAUUUAUAGUAGGCAUGCUUGGCUGGACCAGCGAUCCUACAAGAGUACUUGCAGAGCAGGAUAUGACCUGUCUGUCUGCCUUUGGAAACACUUUCAUGACCGAGAUUGCAAGGACAGAAAUGACCGAAUUGGCACGCGCCAAAUCAGACUUCUUAUCUUCAAUCAGUCACGAACUUCGCUCGCCCCUUCAUGGCAUCCAUGCCGCUGUCGACCUUCUGCAAGAUCCCGAACACGACUCCAGAGCUGAAUUGGUAGAAAUGAUACAGAGCUGUUCUUCGACGCUACUAGACACUUUGAAUCAUGUUCUGGACUUUUCACGGGUUAGCAAACUUACAGAUGUCAAGAUUGAGGCACAGCCUCUCACUUCUGGUGAGACUGCCGAUGUCACCAAUGCCUUUGGUGAUUUGACACAGGAAUAUCUGUGUGACCUGGUACUAUCAGUGGUUGAAGGAGUACAUUUCGGUCAAGCCUCGCGAAAAGCCACGUUUGAAAAGCUACAGAACACCAUCGUCAACCACGCUGCCAAGUCACAUCUCUCGUCGGACACGACGUCGCUCGAUGUUGCCAGCAAUAAUGACACACUUUCGCAAGGCCCUGAAGCUGUCGCCGUCUAUGUGAAUAUUGAAAGCCGAUCAGACUGGUGUAUGAUGGUUCCCGCUGGCGCUUGGAAACGCUUGGUCAUGAAUCUUUUCGCCAACGCUAUGAAAUAUACUGAACAGGGAUUUGUCGAGGUUUCUUUGAAGAUAGUGCAAGAUCCAAGCGUCCCUACCACGCGAUGUGCCCAUCUCACGGUCAGUGACACUGGUAUCGGUAUGAGUUCUGAUUUCUUGGAUCGCUUGUAUCAGCCAUUUGUCCAAGAGAAUCCGAUCGCUGAUGGUACUGGGCUUGGACUCAGUAUUGUCAAGAAGAUUGUCGAGGACUUGCAAGGCACUAUUGAAGUACAAAGCACACAAGGCGUUGGUACACGCUUUGAUGUCUUGAUUCCUGUCCCGGACUCGGACCCAUCGGAUGAGACUCGUCCCGUGGGUGGGCAAAGAUUGGAUCCAAAUGCAACGCUUAAGGGUCGGACUAUCUGCUUGUUAUCACCUUCUGGCAUACAUACGGACAAAACGACUCAGAAUGCGUUGCAACUUCGACGCACUGCAACCAUGCAAUCGUAUGUGCGCUCGGUUGCUGAUUCGUGGUUUGGCAUGGAUGUCACUACUAGCGACAACCUUGAGGGCCUUGAUGCUGACAUCCUCCUGGUUGAGGAGACAUAUCUCGCCAGCCUGAUAGCCACCAACCCGGGUAUCUUAAACAAGCUCAGCAAACAGCGCAUAGUCUUGGUUGAUGCUCAAUCGUCUCACAAUCCUAACAAGCUUCGAUUCCCUGGCAGCACUGUCAAUCUGUCUUACCCGCUUAGUCCAAAAGCACUUGUCCGUGCUUUUACAGCUAGCUUGACCUCUAGCGUUCAGCAUCGGGCCCUGCCGUUGAGAUCGCUUUCACCAGUGCGCCAUGAGCAGGACACAACUCAACCGAUCAGUCAAUCUCCUACCAAGAUUGCCAAAGACAGUCCGCAAGACCAGAGUCCCGCUCACGAAACUAUCGCAACACAAGACAAACAACACUUCCUUCUCGUCGACGACAACGCAAUAAACCUCCGUCUCCUCUCCACCUUCAUGAAAAAGCUCAACUUCACCUCCGAAACCGCCGUCAACGGUCUCGAGGCAUUUGAAAAGUUUAAAACCUCGUCUUUACCAUUUACAACUAUUCUCAUGGAUAUUAGUAUGCCUGUCAUGAAUGGUUACGAGUCUAGUCGAGCAAUAAGAGGUUAUGAGAAGGAAGGGGGAAUGGAGAAGGUAAGGAUCAUCGCGUUGACGGGGUUGGGGUCGGAGGCUUCGAAGUUGGAGGCUAAGGCUAGUGGGAUUGAUGAGUUUUAUACUAAGCCGGUUAAAUUCGAUGCAUUGAAGGAGUUAUUGCAGAAG
Messenger RNA from Aureobasidium melanogenum CBS 110374, 3426 nucleotides. RefSeq lists its product as uncharacterized. The transcript has 2 exons. Gene Ontology annotation, molecular function: phosphorelay sensor kinase activity. NCBI's taxonomy places the organism in Eukaryota, Fungi, Ascomycota, Dothideomycetes, Dothideales, Saccotheciaceae. The record is from RefSeq and is a predicted model, not a curated record. Gene Ontology annotation, biological process: phosphorylation; phosphorelay signal transduction system. The annotation marks the transcript as partial.